AUGUACCUGCUGCCCAGUCGCUCUGUAUCACCCAUCCCUUGCCAGGAGAGAAGGGGUUAUUACAUCCGUGCCCGUGCUGUGGAUCACUGUGUUCAGGAUUUUCUGCUGAAGACCCAAAGCCACCUGAGGACACAGAUCCUGUCUUUAGGUGCUGGCUUUGACUCCUUAUACUUCCGUUUGAAGGACAUGGGUCUGCUGCACCACACUGUGGUAUAUGAGGUGGAUUUCCCAAAUGUGGCUUGCCAAAAAGCUACUCUGAUCCAAAGAACAGAAGAGUUGUCAGCACUGGUGGGAGAUACUGGAGGAGAAGGAUUAGGAGCCAUUACCUUUUCUGGAGAGGAUUAUAAAUUACUGGGAGUUGAUUUAUCAGAGCUGUCUGAGCUGGAGAGAGCCCUGGAGGAAGCAGGACUGGACAGUGAGAUCCCCACCCUCUUCCUGGCAGAGGUGGUGCUCACUUACAUGGAGAACAGCAGGUCGGAUGCCUUGAUUCAGUGGGCAGCAGAGCAGUUCCCUCAGGCAUGCUUUGUGCUGUACGAGCAGAUGCUCCCCCAGGACCCCUUUGGCCGUAUCAUGCAGCAGCACUUCAGGCAGCUCAGCUCUGCUCUUCUCUCUCUGGCUCUGUACCCUGACCGCUCCACGCAGCAGCAGCGCUUCCUGCAGAAGGGAUGGACUGAGUGCAGUGUCAUGGAUAUGAAUGAGUUUUUCACCUGCUGUACUCCGGAAGAUGAGCAGCAAAGAAUGCAGGCUCUGGAGCCUUUUGACGAAUAUGAGGAAUGGCAUCUGAAAUGUUCUCAUUACUUUGUCUUGACUGCAUCAAAAGGGAUGGAACCUUCCUGGACUCCAUUGUCAUCCAGUAUGACAGGUCCCUGUGGUGGUGGCCCCAUCAGGACAGCUGGCAGUGUCCCUGCAGCAGCCUGUGCAGCACAGACAGCGACUCUGGGCCUGAGGCGCUACGGCCACCGCUCGGUCCUCAUCAGACCCAAUGUGAUCCUCACCACGGGGGGCUUUGGGCAGGAGGGUGGGCAGCACUGCCGCAUGAGGAGCUUCCACGUGCUGGCUGAGCAUGCAGGCUGCUGGAAAGCUGGCUGCUGGAGAGAGGAAGAUCCUGAUAGGAGAUGGGACAGGCGGUUGUACCACACCGUGUCAUGUCUCUCGAGCAGCCUGGCGCUGGUGGUAGGAGGACGAACAUCCCCAGCUCGUGCAGGAUUGGGAAUGUUGUGGCUGAAGUUCCCUGAGACUUGCAGUGCCUUGGACCCAGGGGACAUUACAGUGGAGCUUGUGAACCUGCAGCCUGCUGCUGAAGCAGCUGUUCGGCGCUGGAGACACAGCACAACUGAAGUGAUGUUCAGAGGGGAGAGGUACCUGUUUGUGUACGGUGGCCGCUCUGCUGAGGAGCCUGUGCUGGGGGACUGGCAUUUCCUUCACGUUCCAGGACUUGCCUGCACUGUGGUUCCAGUUGGGGGUCCAGUGCCAGAGAGCCGUCACUCACACAGCGCCUGCAGCUGGAGCGGGGGAGUGCUGAUUGCAGGGGGCCUGGGGGCAGCCGAGCAGCCCUUGGGGUCCGUUUUCUUUCUGAGGGAGCUUGAGCAUGGCUUUGGGUGGCAGGCAGUGGAGACUCACCCUGCUCUCAUCCCCAGGUAUUCCCACACGGCACACGUGCACGAGGGGAGACUUCUGCUGGUGGGAGGAGUGUGGCUUCACUCCCCCGAAGUGCCAGGUCUUACCAUCAUUGACUUAUCGACUGGUCUUUGCUUGGACUACACCAUUGAUGCGGAGCAUCUUGAGUGGCCAUUAAUGGUGCAUAAUCACAGUAGUGUCUUUCUGCCAGAUGAGAAGGAGUUGGUGCUUAUUGGUGGUGGUGGGAACUGCUUCUCCUUUGGGACACACCUGAACCCAGAACCUGUCUCGUUGAACCUCAGCAGCAUCCUGACCAAGCAGGGCUAA
Messenger RNA from Chaetura pelagica (chimney swift), 1944 nucleotides. RefSeq names its product leucine carboxyl methyltransferase 2 (gene LCMT2). The record is from RefSeq and is a predicted model, not a curated record. The transcript has 13 exons. Gene Ontology annotation, biological process: tRNA methylation; wybutosine biosynthetic process. Gene Ontology annotation, molecular function: protein binding; tRNA methyltransferase activity. Lineage: Eukaryota; Metazoa; Chordata; Aves; Apodiformes; Apodidae. Bases 1 to 1944 code for a protein of 647 amino acids.